This is a messenger RNA of Anopheles cruzii, 3909 nucleotides long. RefSeq names its product mucin-5AC-like. NCBI's taxonomy places the organism in Eukaryota, Metazoa, Arthropoda, Insecta, Diptera, Culicidae. The transcript has 3 exons. The record is from RefSeq and is a predicted model, not a curated record. Bases 1 to 3909 code for a protein of 1302 amino acids.
AUGGUGAUGACACAGGUAUUUUUGAUUUCGGGUGCUAAGAUUAAGAACAAAUGCCGUGGCGAACCAAACUAUCAACCCCAGCACCAUAUAACCCAAAACGACUUAAGUGGCACAGCUGUAGGGAAUGUCAAUACUCCCAAUAACAACAAUGUUCAACAACCAUUGCAACAACUAUCGCCACAACAACGGCCCUAUGCAGCAGCACGAUAUCGACCUAUAGCAUCAACGACUGCGGCCCCAACAAUCUUUCAGCGCAUUUCAAGUUGGUUUUCUUUUUUGGGUGACGACAGUGAGCAAAAGCGAUCACCUUUGUCGCCUCCUACACAACAGCCACCUCAAGUCAACUAUCAUCAUCAACAACCACCACAUCCUGGACCGCAACAGAACAAUAUAGGACCAACAGGCAUUGUUCAACCAACACCCUCCGUGCAAACACAGCAGCAGUUGCAACAUCAGCAGCAGCAAUAUCAUCAACAGCAACAACAGAACCAACAAUUGCAGCAACCUCAACUACAACAGCUCCAGCAGCAACAGUUUCCUUAUCCGUUUCAUUUCCGAAACGGUAGUCGAGCAACCCAGUUGUCGCAGGUUCUUACUCCACAGGGUACGGCGCUCCAAAUCGUCUCUGGAUUUCAACCAAGCGCACCGAUCCUUGAGAGUGGCUCACCCUACCAUCCUACUUUGGCGCCAAUUACACAACAAGGGGGUAGGUUCCGUAAUCCGGAACCGACAACUAGUAGAGCUUCGGAGGGAACUUCAGCCUCAAGUGUUACAAGAAUCAAUUCGGAUGACGUGAACUAUCAUCCUUGUAACAAUGUCCCUUGGGUGCCGAUAUCGGCCCCAUCUGAGUAUCCGUCAGCAUCCGGAGAUGGUGGAUUUUCACCGCCGCUAACACCUCCAGGAACAAAACAGCCUGGGGAUCAACAUUCUAAACCGAUUAAAAUUCAAGUGGUGAACAAAGGUAAAGUCCAGUCGGUGAGCCCUUUUGCAGGUGGCUUAACACCUGUUGUCGAAUCGGUCGUUAUUACAGCGCCACCGCAAGCGCAACAACUCAUUCAGCUGCAGCUACAACAACAACAGCAUCAGUUACAAAACCUACAACUUCAGCAACUACAGCUCCAACAACAACAACUACAGCAAGAAUUGCAGUUACUCAAAACAACAACCGUUAACCCUGUAUUGGGCAUAUCACCUGUGGCGGCACACUUUAUAACGAAAGCACCACAAGAAGCAAUACAGCAACCAAUAACGUUACGCCAAGUAUCGGCUUCAUACUUUACCAACAAGGAGUACACUCCGCCGGCCAAGCUGCUACCCAUACAAAACGAGGGAAAACCACUCGCUCCAAUACCUCUACCAAAUCUGAGCGCCACGCCAAUACCACCGCUUUACACUGCCGGUUCCUUCCACAGUGAUCCGUACAAAUUCUAUCGACCCUACCGUCCAGUUGAACCUAUCGUAGAGUUGGGCCACGGUUAUCCAUUGUCGUCCAUGUCGAAGUCGAACAGCUACAUCCGUUACUCGCACCCGUCCUCAAACAAUGACACGAAGAUCCCGGAUGAUGUAGAGCAAUUUUCAUCGUCAGCUUCAUCGUCCAUCUACAGCACAGUGUCAUACACGAAUGGUGAAGAUUCUAAGCCAGAAGCAUCCGUUAAACGCAAUGUGGCAACAAAAAGUAACGGGAUUAGCAGUGACAAAACUCUCAGGAACGUCAACCUCAGUUACAAUCGUCCUCAAAAAACGGAUGCACAAGAAGAUUCGGACUAUGAAUCCGAAGAAGACGGUGGCCUAUCUGCCAUCGUCGGAACGACGGUGGAGGUUUCCAGUAUCGUUCCACAAACACGGUACUAUGGUCCUACCACAUCUUCGUCCUUACAGCUAGGGAGAACCAAAACAAUUCUCAACCCUCCACCGGCAACCGGCAACGACGAUCUUGGAAAUGGUGUGCAAAUUAUUUACUCGGCUAAUCAGCAGACUAAUGCUCCUAUCGAUACGGUGAAUAAUCAACAAAGUGUAGAAACCACGGAACUGCCAUACGACAAGGUGCUACCAUCGACAGUCGGGCCACCUACGAUCAGUACAGAAACGGUACCGACAUCGGGUGAAGAGCCUGUUGCAAGUGACAUCUACGCGGAAACCUUCCGGAUCGGUUCCAGUCUUCCGUCACAGUUUCGUAAAGCCAACUAUUCUGAGUUAGAUUUGAGAAUGGUUGAUACUACUACUUCGAUUAUUACUACAGACACUAAACAACAUGUCUCCGGCAUCACAACGAUAGCAACGCCAUAUUCACUGACAGCUACACUCGGAGGAUACCAGAAUCUGAUGUCUACAAAAAAACCAAAGCAAAUACAGAUCAUAAUUCCCUACCAAACAUACAAGAAGCCGGAACCAUUUAAAUCUCAGUCUGAUCAGAAUCACCUGGAGGACUUUGAUUACAACGCUCCGGAAGAGUCGAGCAUUGUAACAUCGAAGAAUUCGCCGCUUUAUUCCAAAACGAUAGCUUCAUUGACUGACAAUAUCAAGAGAGUGAAACCGAAACCACAGUUCAUUGAAAACAAUUCAGUAAAAUACUUCCAGUCCACUGCCCAUCUUCGAGACAUACUGCAGAAGGAAACGACGCAUCCUUUCAUGCUACCAGCAACGAGGAACCCAACAAAACUGACAAAGGUGAAAAAAGCCCGCCCUAUUGAGAUAUCCAAGGACUCAAAACCAUUCACUGUACGUAUCCCGAAGAUGACGCCAUUACCACCGGUCUCAAGCUUAAGCUUAAGUAGUCUGACGAGUGUAAGGUCAGGAUAUGAACGGUUUACCUCUCCAUUGCCCGUCGAUGAUAGGCCCUCAGAUGAAGUUGGAUUGGGCGCGUCCUCAUCCUCGAAAAACGCUAAACCUCUAGUGGCACUUUCAAAAUACACCAAACCAAUCACACCACACUACGCUAACAAUACACGAUUUAAGAUAUCUCCAACAACGUACGCUCAGAAAUCCCGCACAACAAUCUCACAGCUUCUCCGCGCCACAAAGAUUAUCCCCAAGGGACCAAAGCAUUUUCGAGCCGAUCUGCUUGCGUCGGAAACGGCGCAAACCAUAAGGCCGCCAUUAGGCUCGAAUCUGACCAUGCUCCAGUACUAUCGCACCAGCACUCUAAAGAGUAGUGUUAGACAAACUGCCACAACUCCAACGAUCACGACGUCUAUAUCGACGAAAGUUACCAACGAUACCAUAAAGGAAUCAACGGACGUAACCGAUGAAUUCACAACCGCUAGUCCGAUUUACGAGCGCAAUAAUGGAGAGAUUAAUCUCAACGAGCUGCAGCGCAAGAUAGAUACUUGGACGGAGCAGGAAUUCGGUUCUGACGAUUUUGCGCGUAAAUCUAGCACACUAUCGCUGCAACGCGUUACCAAAGCGAUUCCGUGGGAGUUCCUCACUACAACUAUGCUGCCCAAUUUUCGCGAUAAAUUGGGAAAAAGCAGCCGACUUGGUUGGCAUAACGUCAAGAUCGCUAUAUCACCCAUCACAAAGGAAAAAAUCUAUGUCGUGACACCACAGCCAUGGACGACGGCACUGUGGCAGCAACAACUGCAUAACCAUCAUUUCGAACAUCAUCGAACACAUCAACACCAAGACAAUGUACGCGAAGACUACCAUGAGUCGGAACCAACAGCACGGUUCAAUGUUCGACCGACGCCCCUGUACUACAAAAGCGGUGGAUCCUAUCACACCGGCACAUCGGCUAUUGGUCUUUCACCGGAAUCGGUUAACGAGCUUUUGGAUCAGAAACCCAAACAUGCAUUCAGUGGCAUUGGCAGCAGAAGUAGUGUGGUCAAUAGAAUACAAUCCAAAAAAAAAAAAGUUUUACCGAUACGGGAAUAUAUCCUUAAAAAGCACAACAGUACGAUACUGCCGGUUUAG